Messenger RNA from Oncorhynchus gorbuscha (pink salmon), 1350 nucleotides. It is a transcript of the gene rfc3, whose product is annotated as replication factor C (activator 1) 3. Gene Ontology annotation, cellular component: DNA replication factor C complex; nucleus. Gene Ontology annotation, molecular function: ATP hydrolysis activity; DNA binding; DNA clamp loader activity. The record is from RefSeq and is a predicted model, not a curated record. Lineage: Eukaryota; Metazoa; Chordata; Actinopteri; Salmoniformes; Salmonidae. Gene Ontology annotation, biological process: DNA-templated DNA replication; DNA repair.
UGUCCCUCAUUGACGCUCUGUAGUUUUAGAGACAUUUCACUCCGCGCCUUAAAAUAAAAAAACAUUUCGCGGGAAUUAAAAUCAGAAAAAAACACAACACGCAGCAACUCAAACAAAACAGUGUCUAGAGAACUGUGAAAUAACAUUAGAUACAAAAAAAAUGAGUUUGUGGGUGGACAAAUACAGACCUACUUCUCUGGGGAAACUGGACUACCACAAAGAACAAGCAAAUCAGCUGAAAAACCUGGUCCAGUGUGGGGACUUCCCUCAUCUGUUGGUGUACGGACCGUCUGGAGCAGGGAAGAAGACUCGUAUCAUGUGUCUGCUGAGAGAACUGUACGGAGCAGGAGUGGAGAAACUACACAUAGAACACCAGUCCAUCACGGCUCCCUCUAAGAAGAAGAUUGAAAUCAACACCAUAGCCAGUAACUACCACCUGGAGGUCAACCCAAGUGAUGCUGGUAACAGUGACCGGGUGGUUAUCCAGGAACUGAUCAAGACUAUGGCCCAGUCUCAGCAGAUCCAGACCAGCACCCAGAGGGAGUUCAAAGUUGUCCUGUUGACAGAGGUGGACCGCCUCACUAAGGAUGCCCAGCAUGCAUUGCGUCGUACCAUGGAGAAGUACAUGUCCACCUGCCGCCUUAUCCUCUGCUGUAACUCCACCUCCAAAGUCAUUGGACCAAUCAGGAGCAGGUGUCUGGCCGUCAGGGUGCCCCUGCCCAGUACAGAGGAGGUGUGUAAUGUUCUGUCUACAGUGUGUAGGAAGGAGGGUCUGCUUCUCCCUGAGUUGGCCAAACAGAUAUCAGAGAAGUCUGGACGCAACCUCCGCAAAGCACUGCUGAUGUGUGAGGCCUGCAGAGUGCAACAGUACCCGUUCUCAGCAGACCAGGACAUCCCAGAGACCGACUGGGAGGUUUACCUGAGAGAGACGGCCAAUGCCAUCGUCAGUCAGCAGAGUCCUCAGAGGUUGUUAGAGGUGAGGGGGAGACUGUAUGAGUUGCUGACUCACUGCAUUCCUCCUGAGAUCAUCAUGAAGGGCCUGGUAACAGAGUUGCUAGGUAACUGUGUGGUGUGUUGUUAAGGUACUGUGUCUGUGUGUAGGGCCUGGUAACAGAGGCAGCAGGGCAAUAAGGCCAUCUACCAUCUAGAGGCCUUCACCGCCAGGUUCAUGGCCAUCUACAAGAAGUUCAUGGAGGACGGACUGGACGCCAUGAUGUUCUGAUCUAGCUCUUCUUCUCGCUCUCUUUCUCCUCAUCUCUCUCCUUCUCGCUCUCUUUCUCCUCAUCUCUCUCCUUCUCGCUCUCUUUCUCCUCAUCUCUCUCUUUCUCUCUCUCUCCUUCUCGCUCUCUU